Molecule: messenger RNA, 5900 nt
Organism: Dendrobium catenatum
Lineage: Eukaryota; Viridiplantae; Streptophyta; Magnoliopsida; Asparagales; Orchidaceae
Product: calcium-dependent protein kinase 10
Exons: 7
Coding region: 1208-2971 (587 amino acids)
Biological process (GO): protein autophosphorylation; peptidyl-serine phosphorylation; intracellular signal transduction
Cellular component (GO): nucleus; cytoplasm
Molecular function (GO): calcium-dependent protein serine/threonine kinase activity; calmodulin binding; calcium/calmodulin-dependent protein kinase activity
Source: RefSeq, a predicted model, not a curated record
UCCGUUCCGGGUCGGGUUGUCGGGGCGCGCAGUAAAUAAUGAAAACGCAUGGCUCGAUUCUACUGGCGGCCGAACGUAGAGUUGCGUACCUUCACCGGACCAAAUAAAAGUUCGUUCAAAAGGGCGGUAGGGUCUUAUAGUAGAGGAACGUUGAUGGAUUGAGGUGUUCGAAAGGUUUGGGGCUUGCGUGAAGUUCAGGUGCGUCUGAUGGAGCCCGAUUGCAAGAGGGAGGCCGGUCGCAAGCUCUGGGCAGAGGGAUUUAGGUCGGAUAGGCUACGAGGAAGCCAACUUGGUGAGGGGAAGAGACGAAUGGUUGGAAUUGUGCGUGGAAUUAAUGAAGAAAUGGACGAUGCUUUGCUCGUUUUCGUUUCAUCAACAUGAGCGGAGGCGUGAUCGAGGCACUGGAUGGGUGACUGUCGUGUGUUCAGAAACGGCACAGUUCAUAAAACUGCAACGUAUGAGCAUUGUAGUGGGCUGCGGAUAUGAGAUUUUAGCCGAAUUUGUGUAGCAUUUGAGCAUAAAAUUAUUUUUUUUUUAUUUUUUUUAUUUUUUAUUUUUUUGAAUUUUCUGUAGAGAUCAACAUCUACCGUCCCAAUCUUGAUCGAUCCAAGCUUAAAUCGAUCCGCUAUCCUUUGCCAAAUCCUAUUAACCGCGUUCGUUUUACUCAUACAAAGAAGAGAGAUAUGCUCAUAAGAGACCGUUUCCGACCGUUAAAAUGACCGCUGUGCCCAUCUCCCCUAUCGCCGCGCCGGCCCCUUUUUGUUUCUACCUUUCUCUCUUGCUCUUCUUUUCCUUUGUUUUCUUCGCCUCAUCUCUUCUAGUUGUCUUUAUAUUAUAUUUUCAAGAACUGGCAAGAAGCUCUUCCUUUCCAGCGCUCCCGCUUCGAUUGGCAAGGACUUUCUUAUGCAUUCUCUUCAUGGCUUUCCUAUUUCAGCAUAGAUUUUCCUGGCAUUAGCCAGAUUUGUUCAACGAAUUGGCAGCUUUUGGAGAAAUCAGCGGUCUUUUCUUCUUCUUCCUAAUAUUCUUCAGUAAAGUGAAAUCUUCCCCAUUUUCGACUGAAUUAUUUUGAUUCCGUGACAAAGCUUAGAUUUUGCUAAUCUGGCUGCGGAAUUUCCUCUGAGAUAACUGUGGAUGCGUCUCAGGAGGAAGGAACCCGAUGCCGUUGGAGGGGAGGAGAGGUUACAGAGAGAUUUGAGGGUUGAAGCCAAUGGGGAAUACAUGUGUUGGUCCAAGCUUUUCAAAGAAUGGACUCUUUCAAUCCGUUUCUGUGAGCUUUUGGGGCACUCGAGGUCAAGAUGAACUGGUUUCCCAAAGUAAAGAUGGAGUCGCAAGCAAUGAGAGCGCAUCGGCCCAGGUGAAUUCUGUCCCUAAAUCCCUUCAAAAUGAACCACCGGAACCAGUUAAGAUCCCAGAUGCUAAGCCCAAGCCUCCUAUAUCUCCAGAAGAAAACGUACAGCCCUCGUCCGAUCAACCCCCGAAGAAGGAAACAAAGAAACCCCGGCAUGUUAGGAGAGUCUCCAGUGCUGGACUGCAAGCCGGGUCUGUUUUGCGGCAUAAAACGGAGAAUUUGAAGGACCAUUACAGCUUAGGACGCAAGCUUGGCCAAGGCCAGUUUGGAACCACACACCUAUGCGUGGAGAGGGCUACUGAUAAAAAAUAUGCCUGCAAAUCCAUUUUGAAGAGGAAGUUGACUACCGAAGAGGAUGUAGAGGAUGUGAGGAGGGAAAUUCAGAUAAUGCAUCACUUGUCCGGCCAGCCGAACGUAAUUUCAAUCAAGGGGGCUUAUGAAGAUGCUGUAGCUGUUCAUGUUGUUAUGGAAUUAUGUGCAGGUGGUGAGUUGUUUGAUAGGAUAAUUCAGAAGGGAUAUUUUACGGAGAGAAAGGCAGCAGAGCUUACAAGAGUGAUUGUUGGUGUUGUAGAGGCUUGCCAUUCUUUGGGGGUCAUGCAUCGCGAUCUGAAGCCAGAGAAUUUUCUUUUUGUUAACCAGUCUGAGGAAGCGGCUCUCAAGACAAUUGACUUUGGUUUGUCAAUUUUCUUUCAUCCUGGGGAAAUAUUCAGUGAUGUAGUUGGCAGUCCUUACUAUGUAGCACCAGAAGUCUUGAGAAAGAAGUAUGGUCCAGAGGCAGAUGUGUGGAGUGCUGGGGUGAUAAUUUAUAUUCUUCUUAGUGGUGUUCCACCUUUUUGGGCAGAAAAUGAGGAUGGGAUCUUUGAAGAGGUUCUGCAUGGUGGUCUUGAUUUUGAUUCUGAUCCAUGGCCUAGCAUCUCUGAUAGUGCCAAAGAUCUUGUGAGGAGAAUGCUAGUUAGAGAUCCUAAAAGGAGAUUGAAAGCUCAUGAAGUUCUAUGCCACCCAUGGGUGCAAGUGAAUGGCUUGGCGCCUGACAAGCCUCUUGACUCCGCGGUCCUAUCUCGAUUGAAACAGUUCUCUGCAAUGAACAAGCUCAAAAAGAUGGCUCUCAGGAUAAUUGCUGAGAGCCUCUCUGAGGAUGAAAUUGCUGGCCUCAAAGAAAUGUUCAAGAUGAUAGAUACUGACAACAGUGGUUAUAUAACCUUCGACGAGCUUAAAGCUGGACUGGAAAGAGUGGGUGCAAAUAUGGAGGACUCAGAAAUCUAUGCUCUCAUGCAAGCCGCUGAUGUUGAUAAUAGUGGCACCAUUGAUUAUGGGGAGUUCAUAGCUGCUACUCUGCAUCUAAAUAAGAUAGACAGAGAGGACCAUCUAUUUGCAGCCUUCUCCUAUUUUGAUAAGGACAGCAGUGGCUACAUAACUAGAGAUGAGCUACAACAGGCCUGUGAAGAGUUCGGCAUUGAGGAUAUCAGAUUGGAGGACAUAAUACAGGAAGUAGAUCAAGACAAUGAUGGACGUAUUGAUUACAAUGAAUUUGUGGCAAUGAUGCAGAUGGGUAAUACUGGUUUUGGGAAGAGAGGGUUGAAGAAUAGCAGGAGUUUUGGUCUUAGGGAGGCCCUGAUGCUUUGAUCAGAUAGGAUUCUUUUCUCUCUUUUUUUUUUUUUGGAUAGGUUUGAGACUACUGAGUUUGUAAAAAUUGGAGAAGAAGAACAUAGAAAUAUAAGCCAGAUAACCAUUUGCAGCCUGAAUCUAUACAGUUCUCUCAUUAAUUGUUAUAAUUCAGAGAAUUGAAAAGAUCUGUUGCUGUGUUAAAUUCUUCUAUUGUUAUUAUACUGAAAAAAUCAAAAUCUAUCAGAAUGUUUUGAUUUGUUUUAUGUCAGAAUAAGUAGCCAAAAUAGUUGAAUAUACAAGAUGGAUGCUUAAAAUUAGAGGAAGUUUAAAGAAAAAAUAAAAAAUUUUGGUUUUAUUUUUUGUUUUUAUAUAGAAAUCUUUUAGCUUUAAUCAUGCCUUCUACAUUUAGUUAUUUUACCUUAUCAUAAUCCAAAACAAAUCAGAAUAUCUUAAUCCCUCUAUUGCAUUGUGGAAGCAUAGCUUGAAAAGAAUUUCUCGUAGCAGAUAUUGUGAUAUGCAAUCUAAGCUUUCUUGAAUCAUAAUACUACAAAGAUUAAGAAAGUAAAUCAACCUGAUACUAACCCAAAUGCAGAUUACUCGAAUUUCACAUAAAGGAAACAUUUUCUAAAGAAAUUUAUAAUGAACAUAUUUUUUUUUUAAAGUUAAAGAGGAAAUAUCAUUACUCAGACACAAAAGAUAAAAGAAAAGUAGAAAGAUACAAUCAAAGUAAUAGAAGGACCCAAGAGGUGUUGCUUCAGUGAAGUGUAGGGAGAACUCUGGCCUUUGGACAAAAGGGAUGAUUGCUCAAAAUAUAAACACUUAAACAGUCAAGGAAUUCUUAGGAUUUCACCAACUUGUUACAAAAUAGUAUGGCUGCUUUUGUAACCAAAUUUUUUAGGGUUUAGGAGGGAACACAAAAGUGGGAAGUAAUUUUUCUUAUAUCAUAAAAAAAAUUUGAUACAAUGAAAUUUAUAGAUUGAUGUAGGAAUGAAAUAUGAAAAUAUUUUUAGGUAUAUAUAUAAAUACAAAUUAUAAAAAUAAGACUUGUAUUUUCUACUUUGGCAUAAAUUUUUUGGUUCCUGAUUUCCUUCUUUGGUAUGAAUUUGUGGGAUUCUCAUUUUCUUUCCUUUCCUGAGUAUGUGGAUUCAUGAUUUUCAUAUUUAGAAUUAAUUUAUAAUUUUUAAUAGUAAGAAGAUAUGUUGAUAUAAAUGCCUUCCAACACUCUCUCAAAUAUAAAAAUAUGUCACUCAUGUAUGAUUAUGUGUGAUAUAUGUUGCAAACUUAUUUCAAUAAUAUAUAUAUAUACCAUAGAUAUAUCCUACUCAAUCUAUAAAUCUUUAAAGAAAAUUUUUAACUAGAUUAAGGCCUCGUUUGGACAAUUUUUUAUUAUUUUAUAAAACAGCUUUCUAGUACAAAAUUUUUAUUGAGAAAUUGUUUUAAGAAGCAAUAAGAAAGCUGUCCUAAACAAGCCUAACUCCAACUUUCCUUGUGACAUUGCUCAAAUUUUGGCUUUUGUAAUACCCAUUGCUACCACAUUUUAUUUAUUUUUUUCUACUUAUCAUAUAAUAAUAUUUAUUCUGAAAAGAUAAAAUAUUCAUAGAGGAAUCUCUUCUUUGUAGGUGAACCUAUCUGGUUAGCAUUUAUGUAACUUCAAAUUUAAGCUUUUAAACAUCUUAUUAUUAGACAUGCAACUCAUUAGCUUUUGUACCCAACAUCCUAUAACAAUAUCUUACCUACUUUCUUUCAUACUAAAGUUUCUCUAUUAUUAUAUUAAUAUCAAUAUUCUAUGACUUCAGCCCAUUUUCUUAUAUAGAAAUUUGAAAUAGCAUAUAGGUAGGCUUUAACCAGGUUCAAAUUUAAUUUAAACUUGUUUCAAACAUCAUAAGCACUAAGGUUUCAUUUGGGACAAUGAUAGACCGGCCAAAUUUGAUUGGGAAGGAAUUAUUAAAUUUCCUAAUCAAGAUAAAGUUGUUUAGGAUGGUUCUUAAUCAAAAGGAAUUAAUUAUGAGAUGUUUUCUAAUUGAAGAGAGCAUAUAUGAGGACUGAUUUAGAGGGGAUUAAUUAGAAAAUAUUUUCUAAUUGAAGAUGACAUAUUUAGGGGCUGAUUUUGAGGGAUUAAUUAAGAAAUAUUUUCUAAUUAAAGAUGGCAUAUUUAUGGGAUGAUUUGGGGGUUGAUUUGGGAGGAAAAUAAUUAAGGAAAUAGGAGGGAAUUAGGGGAGGGCUGUUUGGGUAAUUGUUGUUUAAUUGUUUGCUUUAAAUAGGAAGAGAGGAUUAGGGUUAGGGGUAUGCAAAUUAUUGUGGUUGUUCUUAUUCUUGGAGUUUGGUGUCUUGAGCUCUAGGGAUUGGGAGAGAUGGCUCCUCCUCUCGAAUUAAGGAUCAAUUGUAUCUUGCUAUUUUUCUUCCGUUAGUUUAAUUUCUGCAAUAAAAACUACUGUUUUGCUUGUUUUUCCAUUGGAUUUGUGGAGUGUUCUUGCUAUUUUUGUCUCUAUUGUUAGGGUUUACUUGAGAUCUUCAAGUAGACAGUUUCUUCAUGCUUCUUAAAGCAACUUUCUAGUACAAAAAAUUUAAUUUGUAGCUUUAAGAAACAGUAAAAAAGUCAUCCUGAACGAAGCUUAAAUGUUGUGUUCAAAGUUUGUUCAUUUUUGAAUUUACGAUUCUCCUUUUGACUUCUUCCUAUUAUAAUCUAAUUGUCAACAUUGGACAGGGUAAUAAUUACAUUCAAACUUAUGUAACAAAAAAAAUGAAUAUUAACUAGUAUUUUAGUACACAUUUAAACUUGAGAGAUUUAAUGUACAUACAAAUACAACACAGAAUAUUAUGAAAACUAUAAAGUUCUUACCUAUGAUGCACGGACACGGACACGGCGACACGGACACGACACGACACAGACACGAGACACGGUUUUUUUUUAAAAUAUAGGACACGAGUACGGCGCGGACACGGCAAU